GAGGAGGAGGGGCCCCGCAGCCAGGCAAGUUCCUUGGCAUUUAAAGUAGCUACUGUCACACAAGCCGCUCCAGCUCUGCUCUCGAGGCACCUGAAACACACUCUGGGACUGAGUCCUGACCCUCCAAAUUUGGGAGCAUCUCCCAGACUCUGCAGACAGCAAGCCCUGUUCCCUGUCACACAGGUCACAUGGGUCCCGGGGUCACCAGUCUGUGGAGCGGCCGGUUCUCAGGCUUCCGGGUGAGGACUUGGAUCGAGCCUGUGGUGGCCUCAACCCAGGUGGCAGGCUCCCUCUACGACGCAGGACUACUCCUGGUAGUGAAGGAGUCCUUCGCGUCUGAGGCUGGAGGCACCUCUAAUUACAGUGUCAACCAGUCGCUGGGGGGGCAUCAGGAAGACCAACAGCAGAAGGCUAUCUCUAAUUUCUACAUCAUUUACAACCUCGUGGUGGGCCUGACGCCCCUGCUGUCCGCCUAUGGACUGGGCUGGCUCAGUGACCGCUACCACCGUAAGAUCUCUAUCUGCACAGCGAUGCUGGGCUUCCUGCUGUCCCGCAUCGGACUCUUACUCAAAGUGAUGCUGGACUGGCCAGUGGAGGUGAUGUACGGAGCAGUGGCGCUCAAUGGGCUAUGCGGAGGCUUCUCCGCUUAUUGGUCAGGGGUCAUGGCUCUGGGAUCCCUGGGCUGCUCCGAAAGCCGCCGCUCUGUGCGCCUCAUCCUCAUCGAUUUAGUCCUGGGCUUAGCCGGGUUCUGUGGUAGCAUGGCUUCGGGGCAUCUCUUCAAGCAAAUCGUUGGGCACUCUGCUCAAGGCCUCCUGUUAACUGCCUGCAGCGUUGGCUGUGCUGCGUUUGCCCUUUUCUACAGCCUCUUUGUGCUGAAGGUCCCCGAGUCUAAGCCCAACAAGGUGCACCCCACUGUAGAUACAGUGUCUGGCAUGAUGGGCACCUAUCGAACCCUGGAUCCAGAUCAACAAGACAAUCAGAAUGUACCAGGGAACCCUCCGACUCUUGGGAAAGGGAACCCUUCCAAAGCCAUUGUUGCUCUGCUGUUUGUGGGUGCCAUCGUCUAUGACCUGGCUGUUGUGGGCGCGGUAGAUGUCAUGCCCCUUUUUGUGCUAAAAGAGCCGCUCCAUUGGAACCAAGUGCAGCUGGGCUACGGGAUGGCUUCUGGGUACAUAAUCUUCAUAACCAGCUUCUUGGGGGUCUUGGUCUUCUCCCGCUACUUCCGGGACACCACGAUGAUCAUAAUUGGGAUGGUUUCCUUUGGGUCUGGAGCCCUUCUGUUGGCCUUUGUGAAGGAGACAUACAUUUUCUACAUUGCCCGAGCCGUCAUGUUGUUUGCACUUAUUCCGAUCACAACCAUCCGGUCAGCCAUGUCCAAACUCAUAAAGGACUCUUCCUAUGGAAAGAUUUUUGUCAUACUGCAGCUGUGCCUAGCUCUGACUGGGGUGGUGACAUCCACGAUAUAUAACAAGAUCUAUCAGCUUACGCUGGACAAGUUUGUUGGCACCUGCUUUGUACUAUCGGCUUUUCUCUCCUUCUUGGCCAUUGUCCCAAUUGGUGUCGUGGCCUACAAACAAGUCCCGAGGUCACAACAGGGAGAGCGUGCAGAGAAACAGAGAAGCUGAAAAUGCCAGCGGUAACCAGGUUCUGCCUGCGAAACCCAAGUUCCAGUCUUCCGAUUACCUGCUUCGGCCUGCGGGUCCCUGGUGGGAGGGAAAAUCACUUUCGGGGUGUUGGAGAUUUCCUACUUGUCAGAUGCCUCUGUCAGGCAGAGGUUGAGGUCUGUGUGUGCCAGCUGCUUGCUCAGGCAUUCUAGAUCCAGGAGAGCUUCAGGCUCCAGCCAGCCAGCCCCUUUCUUCCAUCGCUGUCUUAAGGCACAUGGGAACUGUGCUAGAAGUUCUAUGGAAGACUGUGACUAAAGCCUAAAUUUAACCAACCCAAGGGGGAUGAACAUCAGACGGACAUUUUGUAAAAACUGACAACAGUUUUGUAUGCAUUGACAAGUUUUUAAAUUCAUGUAAAAUCUUGAAGGAAAAAAAAAAGUUUUCUUGGCUGAGCCUUCCUCGGCUGGAACGAGAGCAAUGAAGUGCAAGGUGGUGCUUGCUUUUGCUGCCUUUGUUGCUUUUAAAAACAAAGAUCAGGACUGGAGCUGCAGCUCAGUUGGUGGAGUGUUUGACUGGCAUGCAUGGAGCCCUGGGUUCAAUCUUCCGCACCACGGAAGCCAGGCAUGGUCACUUACACCUAUAAUCCCAGCACUUGGGAGGGUAGAGGCAGAGCACAAUCCUUAGCUGCAUUGCCGGUGUGAGACCAGCGAGGAAUACACAAAAU
Molecule: messenger RNA, 2328 nt
Organism: Mastomys coucha (southern multimammate mouse)
Lineage: Eukaryota; Metazoa; Chordata; Mammalia; Rodentia; Muridae
Gene: Slc46a2
Product: solute carrier family 46 member 2
Exons: 4
Coding region: 189-1625 (478 amino acids)
Biological process (GO): transmembrane transport
Cellular component (GO): membrane
Molecular function (GO): transmembrane transporter activity
Source: RefSeq, a predicted model, not a curated record